GUCGUACCGCUCAAAGUCUAGAUAUGGAGCCACAUGUCCGUUUGUUUUCUCUUGCCUCAAAGCCCGUUCCUUUCAAAUUGGCAAUAGGGUGCGGUUACUGAUGAUCCUAGUUUGAUCAUGUCGCCCUUCAGUCUUAUCUACAGCAUUUGUCUAUAUCUAUCAUUUAGUAUUCUUACUAGCGCUGCCAUUGCCCCUGCAUAUAGAGUUCGCAAUGCACCGGGAGCAUCGACAUGGGAUACAUAUCAAGCCGUGCGACGUGCGUUCUCUGAGGUUGCUGUCCAAAAGAGAGAAGUCGAGUUGAAGAACAGCACAAGUCUGGAUCGCAGUUGGGAUGACGCGGUGCUAUUGAAGUUCGAGCACGAACAACAAUUAUCGCAAAAUAACAGAUCGUCACUGUCCGCCACUGCUGGCAUCGAAAUUGUCUGCACCCAAUGCUAUAUCAAGGGCACGGCUACGGUAGAACUUACCAUCGAUGACAAUUUCAAUGCCAGCCAGGUUCUUUCUGAGACACUGGAUCAAGUGCGCGGAAACGUAGAGAACUUUACCGAGUCGCUUGAUGACUACUUUUUCAACUAUGUCAAAGGUGUCGCGGACAACUUUGACGACGGCAUCGAUAUCGCUGACUUUGCCUUUCCGACAUUUAACGCCAGUUUUGACCUGGAUAUUCCAGCUAUUCCGGAAUGCAACCUUCGUUUUCAGUUCGAUGGUAUGGAGCUAUACAUGAAUAUGAACACGAUUCUGAGUCUGGGUUCUAUCUAUGAACUGAGCUUGUACCGAUCAAACACCCCACUUGGUAUUUCCAUCACCAAGGAUCUGGAAGUUGGCAUCAUCUUCGCGGUCGACCUUAUCCUGAGCGUGGAAGGCGAGGUCGAUAUUAGUAGCGGCUUUCAUAUCAAGCUAGAAGACGGCGCCGCCAUUGAUAUCAAGCUGUUUGCGGACGACAUUUCGGACAUCGUCUUCAACGGUGCUCGUUUCGAGUUUCUCCCUGUCACCGUCCAGAGUGCAGGAGUGGUCUUCUCUGCAACAUUGCGCGUGGGAGUUCACGCCGGCUUUCAGCUUGUCUCCCCGUCAAUACCCGAGUUCACGCUUUUCGAUCGGACGGUCGCUUUGGACUCGGUUGGCGGUGGGAUAGAAGUCGGCGUCUUCGCGAAUGUGGCAGAGUUCAUUACGAACGUGACGUUCGCGCCGGAAGAAGACUGCAAAUUGCAGGUAGUCCAGUCAUAUCAACUCGCGUUGGGUGCCGCAGCUGGAGCUACAAUAGCUAUCGGUGACAAUACCUGGGGACCGAUGGCUACAACCUCCGUUCCCAUAUUCUACACGGAAAUUGGGGAGCUAUGUGCUGCGCAGAAAACGGCGUCUGCGACGCCAACGAUCACUCCUACGCCAGCAGUGAGACCACGACAGGACUUGACAACUACCACAGUCACCACUAAGGUGACGUAUACUGGUGUUAGUUGCAUGACACCCGGUUUAGUGAACUGUCCUGCGUCAGCACAGAGUACCACACAAUCAGUGGAGACAAGAACAAUCACGACCGCAAUACCUUCCGGCGCGGACUUCACAGUACCUGCUACAGCGCAGAAUGUUGUGACAAAAUCGGUCGAUUUUGGAUCCAACGCUGUUAGUGUUCCAAAAACAAGUGGUAGCCCAGUCUCUUAUGUGCCACCCCCGCCUAAGGAGACCGCGCAAGAUGAAGAAGACAGUGACAACGAUGGAGAGUCGCAAAGCAAUAUACCUGAGACAAUUGAGGGAAAGACGGGAGGAGUUAGUAACAAGCUUAUAAUUGGAUUGAGUGUGGGACUUGGUGCACCUUUCCUCAUCGCUCUGCUGGCGGGUAUAUCAUUCUUUAUCAGACAUCGUAAUCGCCAGACGAGUCCAAAGUUCAAACCCGUUCCGACCUUCGCGGAGACUUACGGGCCAACAGAUACACGAGGUUACAUGCAGAAACCAGUGAAGUCCUUCGUUGCCGUUCGAGAGGUUGACCUUGGAAGGUAGACUUCAUUUAUGUUUACGAGGUUAUGAUUGUUAAGACGUUCGGUUUUUGGGUCGUCGUUGUACAUGUAGCGUGUUGUAGGAGUACUGUACCCUAGGGUGGGAAAGGGCGAGGGUUUAGAUUUUAGUGAUGCAUAUAUUCCCUCACUUGAUCAGAAUGCGUGGC
Messenger RNA from Westerdykella ornata, 2158 nucleotides. RefSeq lists its product as uncharacterized. The record is from RefSeq and is a predicted model, not a curated record. The coding region runs from base 118 to 1995 and encodes 625 amino acids. Lineage: Eukaryota; Fungi; Ascomycota; Dothideomycetes; Pleosporales; Sporormiaceae. The transcript is spliced from 3 exons.